Molecule: messenger RNA, 3260 nt
Organism: Trichogramma pretiosum
Lineage: Eukaryota; Metazoa; Arthropoda; Insecta; Hymenoptera; Trichogrammatidae
Exons: 9
Coding region: 702-3008 (768 amino acids)
Source: RefSeq, a predicted model, not a curated record
CAGCAGCAGCCGACGACGUUCCCCUUCUCAUAUAUUAUUAUAUACACACUUCGGAGCCGCUGCGCACUGCGUACGAGUAGCUAACACAACAAGCAUCGUCGUCGUCGUCGUCGUCGUGCAGGCGGCUGACACACACUUACUCGGGGGCAAGCUCCCCCUCGCGCUUAUUCCAGGCAGCAGUUCGACAAAGGCAGAGCUGCACUAUACCACGCGACGACGACUAUCCACACCCGGCUGGACUGUGUGUGUGUGUGCGAAUGUUUAUGUGAUUAUUGCUGUGAUGUUGUUUUGACGUUUAAGCGGUAGUACGGUGUGGUGCAGUGCGGUGCAACUAAAAAACAAUGCUGUCGUUGACCUCGCCAGUGACAACAACAACAACAACGUGCUGCUGCCACUACUGCUUAUGUAUUAAGAAAAAUUUCGACGACACGAUAACGCACAAAGAGGAGGAGGCCGCUCACAACGACUCGGUGCCAAAGCAACGCAAGCGACGACCAUGAUAAGGAGUUUCGACGUUGUAUUUCGUUCGUAAGGAAAGAAGAGAGAGAGAAAAGAAGGUCGAGGUAUUUGAAUAUUCAAGUAGAGGCGAUAGAAGAAACACGAGAUAAGAAGCGAGACAGCUGCUGCUGCUGCUACGAGCUCGAAGAAAAUAAACAGUGGAACUUGCACGCAAGCACAAAACAAUAGACACACAAAGCGCAAUGGCGGGCUGCAGUACGAAAAGCUUAGGACGACCGCCCACGAUGCUGGAACAAUUGCUCGAGGAGAUCAAUUUUCAACGCACCAAGGAGAUGAGACAGUUGAUCAAAGAUGAUUCAGGAUUCGUCAUGCUGCACGGCACUACCUACUGGACGGAUCUGUUCGUGCGGCACUUUCUAUUCCAGGCCGAGCACACGAUCGACGGUGACGAUCUGCUCUUCUUCGUGCGCAAGAAGCACAUCAAGUCGUCGUCCAAGUUCCUGCCAAAGUUCGAGACCGAGGUCGACGUUUUUCGCAAGGACAGCAAGAAGCUGCCGAUCGGCGACCCGGACAUCGACUGGGAGGAGACGGUCUAUCUCAAUCUCGUGGUGCAUCAGUUCGAUUACACGCUCACACUCGCCAUAUGCACGAGAACGAGCCCCAAGGAAUUGCAAGUAUUGCGCAGACAUUCCCAGAAGGUGUACGCCAGCCCGAGUCGUCGGCGCAUGGACGCCAAGGGCGAGCUCGAGGAGAUGACGUAUCCGCACAUCUGCUUCAUGGUGGACAAUUUCGACGAAGUUUUCUGUGAUAUACUAGUCAGGGACGGGGAAAUGGUAUGCGUGGAGCUGGUCGCCUCGGAUCGCGAGGGCGCCAUCCAGGGUGUCAUUUUUCUCGGCUCAAUUAGAUACGACGCGCUGAAAAAAGUCUACGACGCUAGAUCAAGCUUGAGCACAAAGAUGGCCCAGCGCAUGACAUUCGGCCUAUUCUCAGGCGCUGGAUCGCAACGAGUAGAAUUCGUUAGAAUGAAGGGACCUCAGGGAAAGGGACAUGCGGAGAUGGCGGUGACGAAGCCCAAGGGCUCGGGCGCCGAGACGCCGACCUCGGAGCCGGGAUACUGCGUGACGGACGCUCUCUGGGACGCCGAGUGGGACGACGCCGAGGAGAUGUUUCUCUGCCGGCAUCAGCGUCGACUCUCGGAUCCGAGCUCGAAUCUGAACAAUUUUGCGCGGGGCGGCUGGCGCACCAAGCCCGGCGACAGCGCCGGCUCCAAGGCGCGCUCGGAGAACGAGGGCCUCGACUCCAUGGCCAACGGACUGAACGAGAUCGAGGCCGGCGACGUCAAAGACGGCGAUGACAACGAGACGUACGAUCGAGAAAUCAAAGCACGUCAGAAUCUGCAACAGCAUCAGCAACGACAUCAACGACGAGCGUCUGGCCAGUACUGGUCGGCCCAGUCGUCGCCGGUCCUGCGCAGCAGAUUUAACCACGAAAGUCCGAGACAUCGAUGCAAUGCCGCCGCUAAUCGUCUCGCUGCAGCGAGAAGAGAAUGUAACACCAAAAUCAUAACUGCAGGCCUGCAGCCUCGCGGUCCUUCGAGGCAAAAUUCCGUCAAUGGAGAUCAUCAUCGUCAAGAAGCAGGAGUCAUUCAGCCGCAAACGAUCGAAGUCGGCAGCGAGACGCUGCCGGCGAGCAGCGGCAAUUCGCCCACCGACGACGACGUCGUAGUGCGUCAGAAAAUCGAUUCCAACGCGAUAAUCGUCAACGGCCGUGAAGAAUUGCCCCUGCAGCAGGACGAAUCGUCGUCGGUGGCAGCCUCUCCCGUAGCGUCCGGCGAUCCGACGCCUGCCUCGCUUUUUCAAUACUAUCAUCAGCAAAACAAUCGUCAUCAGCAACGCAACAAUCAUCAUCAUCGUUAUCCGCAUCAUCAUCAUCAUCAUCAGCAGCAGCAGCACAGUAGUAGCUCAUCCCCCCGCAGCGAGCGUCACACGCGUCCGGGACGCUCGCGGAGUCUCGCCAGUGCUGGCGGCGGCUGUGACAGAAUCAUGUCUUCCUCGUACACUAGUAGUAGCAAUUACGACAAGGACGAUAUUUUCAAUACAUCGACGACAAAGUCGAACGGGAAUAACGAUCAUAACGGUGAUCACAACGAGACAACAACGACGACGCCGACGACGACGACAACGACGACGACGACGCCGACGAGGAGCGAGAGAAGCGCUACGCUGCCGAGGCAGCGCAGACGGCGAGCCUUUUCCGGGCCGAUCGGCGCGACGAAUCCGCUGCCGCCGCAUCGCGUCACGCCCGACGGCACCGCUAUCUACUACUGGUGCGAGCUGCCCAGGCGCAACGGCUCACAGGAACUAGACGAUGGGGCUUACAAUCCUCUAUGGACAAUGCGAGGAUUCACGCAGACUUUUCACUUUUGGAAAGAAAACAAAAGGGCCCAAUCUGUUCCGCUCAACGCCUUUCUCACUUACAUUACCCUACCUUGGUGGAGCAUAGCCAAAGAUAUUUUGGACCAUCGAGAGGGACCGAUUUUAACCUUUUAGCCGAUAUCAUAGCUAAGUACGCAACGUGCGUGUUUUUUAGUGUAUUUUGCAGUAUGUGACUUCGUGCUGGCCAACUUUCUAUGUGUACAAAAAAAAUGAAUCAAUCUCAAAUAUCGACGAAAAUUCUAUAUGAAAAUCAGUUUUUAAUGUCCUUGUAUCCUUAGAUAAUAUGUCAUUUUAUAAUCUACAGUAUGUGAUACAUUGAAUAGAUACUAUGAUAAGAGAGGAAUAAAAUUUUAACUCUGCGUUCAA